This is a messenger RNA of Orycteropus afer afer, 2106 nucleotides long. Lineage: Eukaryota; Metazoa; Chordata; Mammalia; Tubulidentata; Orycteropodidae. The record is from RefSeq and is a predicted model, not a curated record.
AUGGUUGUCAGCUCACUUACCAAUAUGGACACCUUUCCCAACAUUUUUCCUCCUGCUGGAGAUGGUGGACUGACUAGUUCUCAAUCGGAGUUCCAAAAAAUGUUAAUUGAUGAAAGGUUACGAUGUGAACAUCAUAAAACAAAUUAUCAGACUCUGAAAGCUGAACAUUCAAGGUUGCAGGAUGAAUACAUGAAGUCACAGAAUGAACUCAGGCGACUGUUAAAUGAAAAGCAAACUCACCAGGAAAAAUUUCAGCUGCUGAUUGAAGAAUUAAAAGAGGAAUUAAUAGGAAAAACUAAGGACUUAGAGGAAAUGAAGCUACAGGUAUUAACUCCACAAAAACUGGAAUUGUUAACAACCCAAAUACAACAAGAAUUAGAAACCCCAAUGAGAGAGCGUUUUCGGAAUCUGGAUGAAGAAGUAGAAAAGUAUAGAGCUGAAUAUAAUAAGAUGCGUUAUGAACAUACAUUUCUCAAAUCAGAAUUUGAACAUCAGAAAGAAGAAUUUGGACGUAUUUUAGAAGAAGAAAAAAUAAAAUAUGAAUCAGAGAUUGCAAGACUGGAGGAAGAUAAAGAAGAACUACAUAACCAGCUGCUUAGUGUUGAUCCCACAAGAGACAGCAAACGAGUGGAACAACUUGUUAGAGAAAAAGUCCAUUUAUGUCAGAAAGUAAAAGGUUUAGAGGCUGAAGUAGCAGAAUUAAGGGCUGAAAAAGAGAAUUCUGGCGCUCAGGUAGAAAGUGUCCAAAGAAUACAGGUGCGGCAGUUGGCUGAGAUGCAGGCUACAGUUAGAUCCCUAGAGGCUGAAAAACAGUCCUCUAAACUACAGUCUGAACAUUUGGAAAAAGAGCUACAAUCAAGCAAUGAACAAAAUACUGUUUUAAUUGGUAAAUUGCAUAAAGCUGAAAGAGAAGUAAAUAUAUUGACAAGUAAAGUAAAAGAACUUAAGCAUGCAAACAAACUAGAAAUAACAGACAUCAAACUGGAGGCAGCAAGAGCUAAGAGUGAGCUAGAAAGAGAAAAGAAUAAGAUUCAAAGUGAGCUGGAUGGAUUACAGUCAGACAAUGACAUUCUUAAAUCAGCUGUUGAACACCACAAAAUGCUCUUAGUGGAAAAGGAUCGUGAAUUAAUACGUAAAGUACAAGCUGCCAAGGAAGAAGGUUAUCAAAAACUUGUGGCAUUACAAGAUGAAAAGCUAGAACUUGAAAACAGAUUAGCAGAUCUAGAGAAAAUGAAACUGGAACAUGAUGUUUGGAGGCAAUCUGAAAAGGACCAGUGUGAAGAGAAACUGCGGGCUUCACAGAUGGCAGAAGAGUCGGCCAGAAGGGAACUUCAGAGCAUCAGGUUAAAACUUCAACAGCAAUUUGUGAAUAUUGAAAAGGCAGAGAAAGAAAAAAAUGAAAAUUCUGACCUAAAACAGCAAAUCAGUAGUUUGCAGAUCCAAGUGACCUCACUUACACAGUCAGAGAAUGAUUUGCUGAAUUCAAAUCAAAUGCUGAAGGAAACGGUGGAGAGGUUAAAGCAGGAAUGCCGAAAUUUAAGAAGCCAAGCUGAAAAAGUGCAACUAGAAGUUGAAAAGACAUUGGAAGAGAAACAAGUUCGGUGGUUAGAAGAAAAGCAUAAACUUCAUGAGCGUAUCACAGACAGAGAAGAAAAGUAUAAUCAAGCUAAAGAGAAACUGCAGCGAGCUGCAAUUGCCCAGAAAAAGAGAAAAUCUCUUCAUGAAAACAAAUUGAAGAAACUUCAGGAGAAAAUAGAAGUUUUGGAGGCAAAGAGAGAAGAACUAGAAACAGAAAACCAGGUGCUAAAUAGACAAAAUGUUCCAUUUGAAGAAUAUACAAGGAUUCAAAAAAGAUUAAAGGAUAUACAAAGAAGACAUAAUGAAUUUAGAAGUUUAAUUUUGGUUCCUAAUAUGCCUCCCACAGCAUCUGUUAAUCCUGUUAGUUUUCAGUCAUCAAACAUAGUUCCAGGCAUGGAACUAUCCUUUCCUCCUCAUCUUCAGGAGGAACAGCAUCAAAGGGAACUCUCUCUACUGCGUAAAAGAUUAGAAGAACUAGAAACAACACAAAGAAAACAACUAGAGGAACUUGGAUCUCCUGGGGAGUGA